This is a messenger RNA of Gavia stellata (red-throated loon), 2067 nucleotides long. It is a transcript of the gene NRG1, whose product is annotated as neuregulin 1. Bases 1 to 2067 code for a protein of 688 amino acids. The record is from RefSeq and is a predicted model, not a curated record. Lineage: Eukaryota; Metazoa; Chordata; Aves; Gaviiformes; Gaviidae. Gene Ontology annotation, molecular function: protein tyrosine kinase activator activity; chemorepellent activity. The transcript has 9 exons. Gene Ontology annotation, biological process: nervous system development; activation of transmembrane receptor protein tyrosine kinase activity; animal organ development.
AUGUCUGAAGUAGCUGCCGACACUUUCCCCAGCCCCUCAGCUCAGCUGAGCCUUGAUGCGUCCCUCGACGGGCUCCCGGCUGAGGACAACAUGCCGGGGACCCAAAGAGAGGACAGGAGGGUCCAGGGGAUAGCAGGCCUUGCCGCGACCUGCUGUGUGUGCCUGGAGGCAGAGCGACUGAAGGGCUGCCUCAACUCUGAAAAGAUCUGCAUCGCCCCUAUCCUGGCUUGCCUGCUCAGCCUUUGCCUCUGCAUUGCUGGCCUCAAGUGGGUCUUUGUGGACAAGAUUUUUGAGUAUGACUCUCCUACCCACCUUGACCCUGGGAGGAUAGGACAAGACCCAAAGAGCGCUGUGGAUCCUACAGCUCUAUCUGCCUGGGUGCCUUCGGAGGUCUAUGCCUCACCCUUCCCCGUACCUAGUCCCAAGAGCAAGGCUGAAGCGACAGUGCAAAGUGACAGCUCGCUUGUGCCCUCCAAAUCGUUCCUCCAGCCUUCUCUGUAUAACCGCAUCCUAGAUGUUGGCUUCUUGUCCUCUGCCGCACCUUCGCUGUCACCACCCGCCCUGGAGCCUACCACAGCGUCUCAGGCACAAGCAACUGAAACCAAUCUCCAAACUGCUCCAAAACUUUCCACUUCCACAUCUACAACUGGGACAAGUCAUCUCACGAAAUGUGACAUAAAGCAGAAAGCCUUCUGCGUAAAUGGGGGAGAGUGUUACAUGGUUAAAGACCUCCCAAACCCUCCAAGAUACCUAUGCAGGUGCCAACCUGGAUUCACUGGAGCAAGAUGUACUGAAACUCUGCCCAUGAAAAUCCAAAACCAAGAAAAGCAUCUUGGGAUUGAAUUUAUGGAAGCUGAGGAACUGUACCAGAAACGGGUGCUGACCAUAACUGGCAUUUGCAUUGCUCUUCUAGUAGUUGGCAUCAUGUGUGUGGUGGCCUACUGCAAAACCAAGAAACAGAGGAAAAAGUUGCACGACCGCCUUCGGCAGAGCCUACGCUCAGAAAGGAACAAUGUGAUAAAUAUGGCCAACGGGCCACACCACCCCAACCCGCCACCAGAUAACGUCCAGCUGGUGAACCAGUACGUUUCAAAAAAUGUAAUCUCCAGUGAGCAUGUCAUCGAGCGAGAAACAGAGACCUCAUUUUCUACGAGCCAUUACACCUCAACAACACAUCACUCCGUGACAGUCACCCAGACACCCAGCCAAAGCUGGAGUAAUGGCCACACUGAAAGCAUCCUCUCCGAAAGCCACUCAGUGCUCGUCAGCUCCUCCUUGGAGAACAGCAGGCACACCAGCCCAGUGGGGCCCCGGGGCCGCCUCAAUGGCAUUGGCGGGCCACGGGAAGGCAACAGCUUCCUCCGGCAUGCAAGAGAGACCCCUGACUCCUACCGAGACUCUCCUCACAGUGAAAGGUAUGUCUCAGCUAUGACCACACCAGCUCGCAUGUCACCUGUCGAUUUCCACACUCCGACUUCUCCCAAGUCCCCCCCCUCCAAAAUGUCGCCACUGGCUUCCAGCUUGACCGUCUCUAUCCCUUCGGUGGCGGUGAGUCCCUUCAUAGAAGAGGAGCGACCGCUGCUCCUGGUGACCCCGCCACAGCUACGUGAGAAGUACGACCACCACCUUCAGCAGUUCAACUCCUUCCACCAUAAUCCUGCCCACGAGAGCAACAGCCUGCCGCCAAGUCCUCUGCGGAUAGUGGAGGACGAGGAGUAUGAGACCACACAGGAGUACGAACCAGCACAGGAGCCUCCAAAGAAACUCACCAACAGCCGAAGGGUCAAAAGAACAAAGCCCAAUGGCCACAUUUCCAGCAGGGUGGAAGUGGACUCCGGCACGAGCUCUGAGAGCAGCAGCUCUGAGACCGAAACCGAAGAUGAAAGAAUAGGUGAGGCUACACCAUUCCUGAGCAUACCGAACCCCAUGGUGACCAGUCUGGAGCCGGCCGCUGCGUACCGGCUGGCUGAAAGCAGGACUAACCCAGCAAAUCGCUUCUCCACACCAGAAGAUUUGCAAGCAAGGUUGUCCAGUGUGAUAGCUAACCAAGACCCUAUUGCUGUAUAA